AUGAGCCGAAGACCAAGGCCCAGUCUGCAGGACCUCCAGUGGGAACGCACAUUGCUGCUGGAGAAGGCUGAGGGAUACGGAUCUCGAGCAGGUGGGGAGGUCUCGCACGUUGGGUGGCGUUCUGUGGGGAGCCUGAAGACGGAAUGGGAUUUUCACAUAGGAGAUGCAGCAAAUAAAAUGUACCUCCUGAGAGCAGGUGUUCUCCGGGCUCCAAGGAAAGAUCAAAAGAAAGCUCAGGUUCAGGAGAUUCUUAAUUUCAUGUUCAGUCCAGUUCUGCCUUCCCUAAGAAAUACCCUUUUCUAUCGCCUUUCGUUUUGGUUGCCAUAUCUUCUUUUGGCCAGUCCAAAGCCAAUCCUUUGCCAGCCUUCAACUAAUAUUAUGUUCCUGAAGACCCACAAAACCGGCAGCAGUACGAUUCUGAACGUCCUCUUCCGCUUUGCAGAGAAGAGGAACCUCACUGUCGCUCUACCAAUAGGCAAAAAGUUCAGUUUCGGCUACCCCUCCCCAUUCCUGGUUAAUUAUGUGGAGGAUUUUCAAACCACUGGGCCAAACCACAACAUCAUGGGAAAUCACCUGAGGUUCAACUUUCCUGAGGUCCAAAAAAUAAUGCCUCGCAAUACCUUCUUCUUUUCCAUCCUGCGGAACCCUAUUUCCUUGCUGGAAUCCUCCUACGUCUAUUUCAGAUUUGCAGGCGCCUUCAAGAGAACCAAGACCCUGGAUGAAUUUCUGGCCUCCCCACUAAGUUACUAUAACCCAAGAAGAGACAUAGGCAACAUGGUUGCGAGAAAUUUCAUGUGGUUCGAUUUUGGCUACGAUAACGACGCCAAAGACACCGAAGGCUAUGUCCGCAGCAAAAUAGAAGAGAUUGAAGAGCGGUUCCAGCUGAUCCUCAUGGCGGAUUAUUUUGACGAGUCGAUGGUCCUCCUGAAAAACACACUCUGCUGGGACCUGGAUGACGUGGUCUACUUCAAGCUGAAUUCCAGAAGUCGGGACUCCAUCCAGACCCUGAGUCGGGAGAGUCGGGAGAAGGUGAAGGCCUGGUGCUCCCUGGACUGGCAGCUCUACCGCCACUUCAACGAGACGUUCUGGAGGAAGAUCGAGUCCACCAUCGGGCUGACGGACUUGGUCAGGGAGGUGGAGCUCCUGAGAGAGAGGCAGAAAGAGCUCAUGGCGGUCUGUAUACAGGACAAGAAGGCUGUUGAGUGGUCCCAGAUCAAAGAGAGGCAGCUACAGCCUGUACAAUCAGGCCUGGCUCGAAUUCUCGGGUAUAAUCUCAAGCCUUACUUAGAUAAUGAGACCAGGAAGAAGUGCCAUAGGAUGAUCCUCCCUGAAUUUUCCCAUACAAACCUCAUGUACAAACGUCAGUUCCCACACAAAUCCCCCAAGAUCACAUAAAUAUUUCCUAUGUG
Molecule: messenger RNA, 1409 nt
Organism: Tachyglossus aculeatus (Australian echidna)
Lineage: Eukaryota; Metazoa; Chordata; Mammalia; Monotremata; Tachyglossidae
Product: galactose-3-O-sulfotransferase 2-like
Exons: 4
Coding region: 1-1395 (464 amino acids)
Biological process (GO): glycoprotein biosynthetic process; glycolipid biosynthetic process
Cellular component (GO): membrane
Molecular function (GO): galactosylceramide sulfotransferase activity
Source: RefSeq, a predicted model, not a curated record